Messenger RNA from Closterium sp. Naga37s-1, 1048 nucleotides. The record is from the annotation of a GenBank genome assembly. NCBI's taxonomy places the organism in Eukaryota, Viridiplantae, Streptophyta, Zygnematophyceae, Desmidiales, Closteriaceae.
CUCAUUCGCAUCUGCCGCCAUGUGCAGAACGGCAAGUGGACGCGCCAAAAGGUCUUCCACACCAUGGUCUUCGCAGCAAACCUUGGCUACUGCAUCUAUUUUGUCGUCAACCCCUUCGCCUCCUGCUCCCAAUGGCUCUGCUGGUCCCAUGCCUGCAGCUUCAUUGCUCUCGAUUGCAUGGCUGGCGGGCAUGUGUCUGCUCUGCUUCUCCCUCCGUGCAUUCAUUGUCCUCGCUAAAUACAUCCCGGUCAGUCCCCGGUCAGCCAAGUACUCAUGGACUAAGGCGGUCGAAUUCCAGACGAAGAACGACUCCGUCAAAGAGAAAUCUGCAGCAGCUGUCGCGAAGAUCCACUUGGAGAAUCAAAAACGGCUGCAGGCGGAGUUUAUCGCUUCUAAAGAACUGGAGGUUGAAGAAAUUCAGGCAGCUGUCGGCACGCAUGUCACGACUCUGGCGACGAAGAUGGAAGAGUACAUCAAGGGCCUCAGCUCCGACCCCGAUCUGGUGGUUUCUGAUACCGCCAAAGAACGCUAUCGGCGACUGAAGGGGCGGUGCAUCGAGAAGGCUCAAUCUGACAUCGCGGCGGCCAAGGAUGAGAUGACCAUCCGAGAGAUCGAUCGACAGCAUAAGCUGGCGGCUGAGGAUUUGAAGAAGGCUGCUGCAGCUGAGGAGGUGCAGGAGAUGGAAAUGGAGCCUGCGAUUGAGGAGAUUCUGGCUAAGCAUGCCAAGAAGAUUGAAGACAAGCUUCGGCGGGAGAUUACGCAGAAGCUUGAGGCCAGUCUAUCUAAGAAGCUGCAGAAGAAUCUUCACAUCGGAGAGCAGAACUCUUCGCAGGCCGCAUCCGCUGACAAGAAGCAGACGGCUCAACCUGGGAGGCAGGACGGUGCACCUGGGAAGCCUAGGCCGAAGAAGAAGCGGGGUGGUAAGACUCCAAAGAAGCAGAAUUCCAGCGCCGACAAAGAGCAGCAGGCGAAAGGCCCUACCACAUCGAAGGCCAAGGGACCAAAAAACGGCGGAGGCGGCCCCGGAAAAGGGCCGCACAAGAAGUGA